Molecule: messenger RNA, 1413 nt
Organism: Cataglyphis hispanica
Lineage: Eukaryota; Metazoa; Arthropoda; Insecta; Hymenoptera; Formicidae
Gene: rnh1
Product: ribonuclease H1
Exons: 7
Coding region: 266-1201 (311 amino acids)
Biological process (GO): DNA replication, removal of RNA primer
Molecular function (GO): nucleic acid binding; magnesium ion binding; RNA-DNA hybrid ribonuclease activity
Source: RefSeq, a predicted model, not a curated record
UUUACAUUUAGAGCUGUUUGGUUCAGAACAGAGAUAAGAAAGUGAACUGUACAAUCGGUUUGAAUGUAUUAAUUAUUUGAUGCAAUUUGGUGCUUGAUGUCAUUAGAAUUACAAUACAAAUUUUUAUGUAAUUGAAACGAAACAGAAGAAAUCCUCGGUAAUGCAUGAAUGUUAAUAUUGACAAUAAGUGAAAUUGUUAUAUAUUAAUUAACAAAAGUGUAUGACUCUUCAGAAGAAAGGUCAUCUACAUUGAAUAAAUUUAUUGAUGACAUUGCAUUUCAUAUUUAUAGCAAGGCAAUAUUUUUUUAAUAGAAUGCCUUACUAUGCAGUUGCCAAAGGUCGAAAAUCUGGAAUUUAUGCCACAUGGGAUGAAUGCAGUAUUCAGGUUCUUAAAUUUCCUGGAUCUAUAUAUAAAAAAUUUGCUACAGAAAGUGAGGCUCAAAAUUUUAUAAAAGAACGUUCUUCUUCAAACAUAGGACCAAGUUUGACCAAAAAUUGUAUCUCAUCGAAAAUGGUUAAACCUGUAGAAGCGCAAGUUCUACCAAAACAAAUGUUUCCGCUUGGAAGUAAACAAACUGCAGUAGCUCAGACAAAAUUAAUAUCAUCAUUUUCAAAAAGGACUUUAUUAACAAAUAGCGAUACUAAUGAACAACCAAGUAAAAAAAGAAAAAUUACAUCAAAUGCAGACUUUAUUUUCACUGAAUCUUCUGAUCAGGAUAGCAAAGUGGAUUUUAUCAUGGAUGAAAAUGGCUAUGUUAAUGUUUUCACUGAUGGUGCAUGCAGUUCUAAUGGAUACAAGAACGCGCGAGCCGGUAUCGGCGUUUGGUUUCAAGACAAUCAUCCAUUAAAUGUAUCUCGACCAGUGGAGGGACGACCGACUAACAAUAUGGCAGAAAUCCAAGCCGUCACAGUAGCUGCAAGGCAAGCUAAAAAGGCAGGUAUAAAAAAGCUCAAAAUCAAUACCGACUCGAAAUUUCUCAUCUCUUGCAUCACGCAAUGGAUGCCAGGUUGGAAGAAAAGAGGAUGGAAGACAGUGGAUAACAAGCCAGUUAUAAAUAAAACGGAAUUGUUGGAAAUGGAAAGAGAACUGAAAUCGCUGACUAUUGCUUGGAAUCAUAUAAAUGGACAUGUAGGAAUUCAUGGUAAUGAAAUGGCAGACAAGCUGGCGAGAAAGGGCUGCUUACUGUACGAAUCAAAAUGAAUAAUAAAAACAAAUAUGUAAUAAAAAUAUAAAGAACAUCCUCCUUUAAUUUUUGAAUUAAUAUAUCCUCUUAUAAGAGAGAAUGAAAUUAUUCACAGAUUAUAUUUUACUUUUGUAUACAUAUACACUGUAAUUAGACAUUAUUUUGUGAAAUUAAUAAUCAAAUAUAUGAAAUAUUUAUUCUGAUUGAGAAAUAAACUCUUAAUGAAGAA